This is a messenger RNA of Aspergillus ruber CBS 135680, 594 nucleotides long. RefSeq names its product NAD(P)-binding protein. NCBI's taxonomy places the organism in Eukaryota, Fungi, Ascomycota, Eurotiomycetes, Eurotiales, Aspergillaceae. Bases 1 to 594 code for a protein of 197 amino acids. The transcript is spliced from 6 exons. The record is from RefSeq and is a predicted model, not a curated record. Gene Ontology annotation, molecular function: oxidoreductase activity, acting on the CH-OH group of donors, NAD or NADP as acceptor.
AUGGCCCAAAUGUUCGAACAUCACCCUCCGAAACCAUCGCCAGUAUUAUACAUAGUCGCCGGCGCAAACCGUGGCAUCGGCCUCGGAAUCAUCAAAGCCUGCCUCGUUAAUGGCGCAACUAGCCUCUUUGUCAUCCAUACGGAUGUGACCCAGUCAUCGAGCAUCGCUGCAGCGGUGGAUAUGAUUAUUGACGAAGCUGGUGCGCUGCAUGAUAUGACACAUAAGCCUGCAUUGGACUUCAUGGAUGAAGAGAUUGAAGUGUUGUUCUCUGUGAAUUUUAUCGGAUCAUUUUACACAGCAAGAAUGGCUGCGCGAGCCUUUAUUCGGCUUGGAAUCAAGGCAUCCCACAACAUCUGUGUCAACGGCAUCUCCCCUGGCCUCGUCAACACAGCCAUGGCCCACUGGGUGCCGCAGCAAACUGACUGGAAGCAGCAGUUGAAUUAUUAUGGUGGGUUUCCGAGAUUGGCGGAGGCACAGGAAUUGGUAGGCGUGUAUGUGUAUUCGUUGAGGGACGCGGCGAGUUAUACGACUUCGACUGAUAUUCCGGUGAAUGGGAUCAUUGAAAGUGAGUACUUCUGUUUUAUUCUGAACUGA